AUGAAGACCGCCAGCGCUCAUAAGGCCAAAGGGCAGCAAUCAAGGGCAGCUGUGGGAUGGGCCACUGGGUCUGCAAAUGUGGCGCAGAAGGCCUCCCAGAAGAAGCAGAGGGGCAGAUCUUCCUCCCAGCCCCGCGGGAACCUCGUGGGUUGCAGAAUUUCACAUGGGUGGAAGGAAGGCGAUAAGCCCAUCACGCAGUGGAAAGGAACCAUUCUCGAGCAGGUGCCUUUGAAUCCCUUCCUUUAUCUGGUGAAGUAUGAUGGAAUUGACUGUGUCUAUGGACUGGAACUUCAGAGAGAUAAAAGAGUUUUAUCUCUUAAAAUUAUCUCCGACCAAGUGGCAUCCUCUCAACUUGGUGAUGCAAACCUUGCAAACACCAUAAUUGGCAAAGCAGUGGAACAUAUGUUUGAGGGUGAGCAUGGUUCUAAAGAUGGAUGGAAGGGGAUGGUCUUAGCCCAAGCACCUAUCAUGAAAGCCUGGUUUUAUAUUACCUAUGAGAAAGAUCCUGUCUUGUAUAUGUACCAGCUUUUAGAUGAUUAUAAAGAAGGUGACCUCCGGAUCGUGCCAGAGUCCCGUGAGGCUCCUCCAGCAGAAGGGGAGUCAGGAGGAGUUGCAGGUGGCCUGAUAGGUAAACAUGUGGAAUAUACCAAAGAAGAUGGCUCCAAACGGAUGGGCAUGGUCAUUUACCAAGUGGAAGCCAAACCCUCUGUAUAUUUCAUCAAGUUUGAUGAUGAUUUCCUCAUCUACGUCUAUGAUUUGGUGAAAAAGUCCUAA
Molecule: messenger RNA, 774 nt
Organism: Choloepus didactylus (southern two-toed sloth)
Lineage: Eukaryota; Metazoa; Chordata; Mammalia; Pilosa; Megalonychidae
Product: spindlin-2-like
Exons: 1
Coding region: 1-774 (257 amino acids)
Biological process (GO): gamete generation; regulation of DNA-templated transcription
Cellular component (GO): cytosol; nucleoplasm
Source: RefSeq, a predicted model, not a curated record